Cokeromyces recurvatus is the source of this 1602-nucleotide messenger RNA. RefSeq names its product Gti1/Pac2 family-domain-containing protein. The coding region runs from base 1 to 1602 and encodes 533 amino acids. The record is from RefSeq and is a predicted model, not a curated record. Lineage: Eukaryota; Fungi; Mucoromycota; Mucoromycetes; Mucorales; Mucoraceae. Gene Ontology annotation, molecular function: DNA binding. The transcript is spliced from 4 exons.
AUGUCAGCAAACGAAACAUUUCAUGGUUUUAUUGAAACUACUACUGAUGCUUUAUUAAUCUUUGAAGCUUGCCAAAGAGGAAUGCUACCAAAAGUGACUCGUAGACUGCAAGAUCGUGAAAGAAAUUCUAUUCGAUCUGGAGCUGUUUAUGUUUUUGAUGAACGAGAAUCAGGUAUUAGAAGAUGGACUGAUGGAUUCAUUUGGAGCCCAUCUCGAAUUCUCGGUAACUUUUUAAUAUAUCGUGAGCUUGAAAGUCGCGAAACAUUGCACCAACAAAGAAAUAAACGCCAAAAUAAUAGUUCAAAUAACAAUAAUGAAUGUCAGCAACGCUCUUCUUCUGCUUAUACUUUAUCUAAAUACAGUUCAUCAGCUUAUAGAGAAGAGAAUAUCAGUAGCAGCAGUAAUAAUAAUCUAAAUCAAUUACAAUGUAAUGAAAAAGAAGAUACUAUCAAUAACAUUAGUACUAGUCAUAGUGAACAAGCUCUGAGUAGUAUGUUAAAAGAACAAAAUCGUUAUCAUCGUCAACAUAUUUCAAAAUCUAAUCUUAAUAGCAGAGAACGUUGUUUGAUAGGAUCCUUAACCGAUACCUACAGAUUUAAAAAGGAUGGGUUGAUUAAAAAGACCAUUAGCAUUCAUAUUAAUGGAACCACACAACAUCUAAUUAAUUAUUAUACAACAUCUGAUGUCCUUGAUAUAGUUAAAGAGUUAGUAACACCGUCAUCUAUUCCCAAGUUAUCAUCUCUUCAAAUAGCACCCGAGUUGAUCUUGAAGCAAAGCUUUAGAGUUCAACCAUCAGUUGAAUAUGCAGAACAUCAACAGUUUAUGAUUAUGAAAAAUCGUAAUGGCCAUAAGAAGAAGAGGCCUAGCCUAUCUCCUUCAUCAUCCAGCUCAACUAUGUCUUCCUCAUCAUCAUUUAGUAACUUAAUUCUCAAUGGUCCAAAUUCUCGUAAAAGAUUUGCUUUAGGUCAAUAUUCAAGUCAUGAAGGUUAUUAUCAGCCAAGAGUUAACCAUAAUUAUGAUGAUGCUUAUCUUGCAAUAGAACAUUCACGUAAACUUGCUAAUUUUGAGCCUAAUGGAAUUGAAAAUAACAAUAAACCACAUAUAAAAUCAAAGAUUGAAACUAUUACGCAUAUGGAAGACUCUAGAAGACGAGGUUCUCUUGGACCAUAUCAUUCAACUGCUGCUCAUUUGACACAUCAACUUACUAUACCUAUGGACACUAAUCAUAAUUUUCAUCCUUUGUAUUAUGAUGAACAAGAUAAUAAGCGUCUAUCAAAUCAAAAUACUUUACCCUAUCAUCAUAACUUUAUGAGCGAGAGUAGUGUUCGAGAAAACCCAGUAUCCGAAACGGGUUCUUCUCCUCAAAAUAAUAAAUCACCUUCUACUAUUAUCAGUUACAAUAAUGUAUUGUCUACUACUGCUACUACUACUAAUGAUGGCAACCAGCAUACCGCAUAUAACAAUGCAUUAGGCGCAUUAGUUCAUCAUCAUUCAACAAAGGAUAAUGAUACUUCUUCAAACUAUUAUCCUUUAUUACAACAACAAAACAAAAACAAUAUCACAUUACCUUUACUCCCUUCUCCUUCAAGCCUAGAAGGUUAA